GUUACUACCCUAACUCCGAUAAGCUCUUAGAUCGAUGAGAUCCCUCCUCCCCUCCGUGGCUCUCCGCCCCCGCGCGUCCCGUUAAAUUCCUCCUGCCUGGCAUCAGGUUCUCCGCCGGGGAAAGGGCGGGGAGAGUAACACAAGUCAGCAACAGAGAGGAAGUUCCCACUAAACCGGAGAAGUCGUUUUACCGAAACUUUAGACAGGAGAAGCGCUGUGGCUCUAUUAACACAGAGUUUCAGUAAAGGUGAAGGAAGGAGAGAAGGGCUGUUCAGAAGUUUGUCGGGAUGAGGGAGGUAUCCACGGGUUAAUAUUAGGGGGGCGGCCUCUUGCUAUUUAGCUCCAAGUGCGUUAGUGACUUCCCGGUGAAGUAGAGGUCCAAUGGCAGAUAGACGGACGAGAGGCAUGACCGGCUCUGACCUGAGCAGGACCAACACCUCCAACACUGCGGCCCGGGCUUUAGCCAUAGCCGAGCAGCUGCACCAUGAGUGCUCCAUCUUACUGGAACUUUAUAGGAAGAAGGAGAGUUUUGCUGCAGAUGUUCCUGUGUCUGACAGUCGUCUGGUGUCCGUUCCUCCUCCUUCCUCCCAGCUGGACACUAGGGACCAGCUCUGGCGCCUCCACUCGGCUCUGCUGCAGUGCCGCAGCUUGAUGGAGAGAGCCAUCGCCAAAGAGGAAGAAGAGCUGGAUGAUGGGAGGAAGUCUGAGUAUGAGACCCAAAGAAAGAUGGUGAAAGACAGACUGUCCUUUCUCUUAAUCACCAUUGGAGAACUCCUCAAAGCUGCGGAUGGCACGGUGGGCGUGACUCCCAGUGGGGAGGGGUUAGAGUUAGACGGUCCGACUGUUCUUUUUGAGCUGAAGCUUUGGGUCUACCGAAUCUUCAAAGAAGUGGACUAUUGGACCAAGACGGCUAUCACCACCUUGCAAGCCCUGCCCUCUGUGACAGCCAAGGAGAGGGCCAGGACCAGACAAGUCAGGAGCACAAGGCGCGCAAGAAGAUGAAAAGACAGACACAUGAAACGUGUGUGUGGGUGAGGAGGGAAAACGACAGAUUGAAGCCGUUAAGGAAAGAAAGAGGUGAGUGAAGGGAUGACAGGGUAGAGAAAAUGGAGCACAGUGUUGUAAUUGAGGCCAAAGUGCAAAACUGACAUGUAUGAGAUAAAAAGAAAGAGCGCCUUCAGACAAAAGGCAGCAAGAAACAGAAAACCUGUUGAAUGAAAUGUAUUAAUACAGCUUCAUAUUUAUUGUUUUAAUUUGUUAUUUGUUAGGAUUCAGAAUUUCUUUCUCUCUUUAUUUCUUUUAAAUUCUGGUGUUGAGGAAAGCAAAUUGGUAAACUAAAUUUGUUUUCCUGCUAUUUACAGAAAUUGUUUCUCUUGUACAUACUCUCCUUUGAUACAGCUCAAGUGAUUAUUUAAGAUGUGCUGCAGAGAUCCUCUGCAGCUGAUAGAGGAAGCAGUCAGCAGGAGGCACAUUCUGAGGAAAACUAAGACAUUUAAAUUCAUACCAACACCAGAAUGUAGCUCUGAUAUGUUUAGUUAUGAAUCCUGCGGUUAUAAAUCCUUCCACAUAGAUUAUCAUCUUGGGAUUUAAAGUGAAUGAAAAGAGAAAAAAAAAAGUGCAACAGCACCCUCUGGUGUUAAGAUGGUGUUACUACACGAAUGUAUACAUUUUUUUCUUCACAGAUUUUCUUUGAAAACUUCAAUUUUUCCAUUAUUUGUACAGUUUUGUUUUGUUUUAGGUCAUCUUAUUAGCAAUGCAUCGUGCAAGACCUUGCUACAGGGAAGCAUCAUCUGCAGUUCAAAGUCCCUGGCAUACAAAUGUGCACAUAGACUGAAAGUGCAGUGGAAUCUUGGACAAUGUAAAUACUCAGUCUUACUGAGGAGUAAGAAUCUGUAUUUUUUCUACAUCUAUAAUACUGCAUUUAAUUGUUUAAUUCAACAGUCUUUGAUUGACAUGGUACAUCGAAUAUAUUAAAAUGGUCAUAGUGGCUGUUUUUCUUAUUCCAUGGCUACACAAAAAGCCAGCAAGAAAGACACAAGAAAUAUAAGAUUCAAGCACUUGUCUCUUUUUGGCUGAAUUUAGCCAACCAAAAGUAAAUAUUUUGCCUGUCAAGUUGAACCUUUCCAUUGGGCUAGUGCAGUUUACAGCUGUAAUCCAAAUAUUGUUGAUGCAUUUAUUUAUGUUAGACUUAAAUGAAAUUGUUAUUUUGAAACCCUGUGAUCUAGACAUGACAGUGUGUCUCAUCACAUAACAUAAGAUACAGUGUUAUGCAGUAGACAGUCUUUUUGGGUGCUUUCACACCUUGGAUCGUUUAGACAUAUGUGAACACAGCAAUCACACUCUGAUGCAGAGGAAAACAAGCGAGCCAAGACCACCAAGAAGAGGUGGCCUCAGCUCGCUUCCAGCCAAACUUUGGAUGGGUUCAUUUGCAGUGAGAACGCAAUCAACCCAGCAACCAGAACAAACAGCUGCUUGACUCAUCAUACUAUAAGCAGUAGGCUAGUAGUAAUAGAUAAGGCAAUACAGCUAAUAGGUCAUAGCUGAUAGCAUAAAAACAGCGAUGGGCUAAUGUUACUCACCAGAACAGAGAAUCUAUGCACAAAUACACAAAAGGCAAAUUAUAUGUCUAGGAAGCUAGCUAGCUUAAUGCAUCUGGUUUAAGAUCACCAAAUGUACAACAAUAAGUUCGAAAUAUGGCUUUUUAAAAUUGUAAUGAUGGUAAUGUUAGUUAAUGUAACAUUAAAGCUGCUGUUGGUAGUUGUGAUAUAAACAUCAGUUCGGAGAGAGAUUUCGAAUGUCAACACUACCCCUCCCGUAAACCCUCCCACAAAAGAUCGUUAUGCACGUUCUAUGAGGAAGUAGUGGCUUCCCGGCUAAUCAGAGCAACGUAGUGGGGCCGCCACUCGACCAAUCAGGACAGUGAGUCGGGGAGUAGCUCUGAUUGGUCUAUGAUAACGGGAAAGAGGGGAAUAAUAACAUUGCUUGAUACAAAGGCAUUGGAAAACACAGAUUUUUACUUAAUCUCAAAUUACUUCACUUACAGAUGAGUACCAAUGGGUAUUAUGACCUUUUCUCCAAACCCAGCAGAAAAAAAAGUAACGCUUUUUACACCAUUCCUACCAACAGCAGCUUUAACUUUACAUAACGCUGAACCAAAAAUGAAUCAUAACUAUUAGUUAACCCCCAAACUGGUAACAUAGUAAGCGAUCGCUCAGUAACUUACUUUCCCUGUGAUUGAGAGAGGGUUUUUGAUCUCUACAUGGUAAAUUCAAGGGUAAGAAUCCAUCCUUAUGUAAAGUAGCGGUUAGCUUUGGUGCUCUUAAAUGUCAUGAGGGACUCCCCAGUAAGGAGAGGUACUGUGGACAAGGUAGAUAUAAAUACUGACAGGAAACAAAUUUAGCAAAUUUCUAGCAGUCCACAGUUCACUUGGAAGUAGAUAAUGAUCCAAAUCCAUACCUCUCAUUAUAUUGAAAUAGUAUUAACUUUUCGUAAGAAGUAAGAUGGGCGAUUUUUCCCUAGAGCUGGUAGAUGGCGCUAUGGUGCUAAAGAUGGUGGCCACCCAAGAAAAAAAUCCCAUGGUUGAAACCAUGAAUAGGUGUGAUAGACCCCUCAGAUUGAACCCUACCUACAGAAAAUGAAUAUCAAGCUGAUUUUGCAGAUGUGUUGAGUUACAGGUUGAGGUGACCACUUAUGAACUUUACAGUGUUACUUUGUUUUAUGAAGAGCUCCAAGUUUUUAAAUGGUCACUUUGUGUCAGAGGUCAGAUGCUGUAUUGGGAUUUAAUGGGUUGACAAACUGUUGGUAGACACACUGGGAGAUUAGGCAAUUGUGUGAAAUUCAUGUGAUACAGGGUACUCCAGCCUAUUCUUACUUCUGAAAAACUGAGUGUUGUUACUUGAAGAAAAUGCAAAUGCAUUUUAGUUGAUUGAUCAAUUUGACACUUGAAAUGUAAACCCAAAGAAAGCAAGCACUACUAAUAAUCUUCAAUCUGUCCUCACUCGGCCUGUUACACAUACAUCAAAUGAGGAUGGUAUUUCUUACAGCUCAAUGCAUCCCAAAUAUCUAAGUGCAGUACUUUGAUGUUGUAUGCUGUGCAUGCAAAACUGCAUCUGAAUUGAUGUCCUAUUUAUUUAUUGCUUUCCAAAAGGAACAUCUGGAUCUUUUCUCUAUUUUCAGUUUGUUACUUUGUUGGUCUGAUUGGUGGCUGAUGAGAAGAUUAAGUUUAAACAAAAUCAUCAAAAUCCAUCUGGUAGGGAGUUUAAACAGUUAUGACACAGCAAAAAAAAAAGGUUGGGAGUUUGUUCAUUAAUUUUUGUCAACAAUUGAAAAGCAAAUAAUUUAUGAGAGACAUAAGAGCAGGAGCAGCUUACAGUGGCAGUUUUUAGCCUGUCCUCUUGCUACAUAGAACAGACAGUAUAAAGUACUGAAUGAAUUUGUGCUAUCUGUCUGUUAAUUCCUGACUAAUGUUUCUCUUAACUUAACAUCUGUGAUUUCUUGAUGGUUGCAAUUUGUUAUACAACUUGGCGACAAUGCAGUUACUAUCAUAUCUGUCCAUCAGCAGUGAUGACACAGGAGGAGGCGGCCACACUUAUUAGAGUUUUCACAACAGCUGUUGGGUUUUUACAUUGUACAGACUAUAAUUAAAAUGUAAUCAUAAGGAAUGCAUGAUUAAAAAUAUUUCAACCUAUGUGUUGGGCACUAUCAUUAGAAUUUAAUUGCAAGAAGAAACAAAUGUUGCUUUAUUUUAGCUGCUAAUGUCUUUCUUUGAACAUGUUGGGCCAAAGAUAAAACUGCUGACAUAAGAGAUCAGAUAAAAAAGAUAGGAUGAAAAAGAUGUUAUACAAUGUAUUUAACUUCUUCACUAUUAUGUCAAUUUUAAUCCACCUUUUUGACUAAAAUCCAUCUGCUCUGUAGGUUUUGAGUAAAGCACCUGUCAGACAGGAAAUGUGUAUUUGUAAUUGUCAAGUUCAUCUUUUGAUUUAGGCCCCAAAACACACAGAUGGCCUCAGUUUAGUUGGAAGCUCUCUUGAGAUUUGUCAUAUGGAAUGCAGCCAACACAGUAGUUUACAAGUUAGAAAAAUGUUUAUGUUUCACCAUUAAAAAAAAUAUAUAUAAUAAUAUUGAAAAAUGGCUUUUGAAAGAAACUGACAAGUAUUUUUUAAAGAAUGAUGAAUUGACUUAUUGUUUCAGUUUUAACAUGUAAGUUAUUGUUUUCUUGACACCUGUGGUUGAACAAGUUAUCAUUUUAUGAUAAAUGUAGAUAGUUUGCAAAUAUCACCUUUCACCAAGAGGCGGACAAUUUUGAAAAAGGUAUCUAACAUCAUGAUUACAUCAUCACACAUUCACAAUGUCCUCAGUGAUCAAAGAGCAGCACUCUGAGCUUCAGUCCCACUCUCACAUGAUUGGUUUUUCGUACUAAACUCAAAAUUUGCAUGCGGAAGGAGCUAAUUACAUUUAACUGUUUUUUGCUUGUUGGCAAAAGGAUUGGUUUAUUUAAACUGGUUCCAUGUACGGGAAAAUGUUACAGAAUUAUUGCUUUGAUUUUGGUACUUGUUACUUUUUUGACAUAAGCAUGGACUAGCAUUUAGCUCCUUAUCUGGUUUAGUUUUAAAUGAUGUAUAGAUCAUGAUAUGGGGCCAAAAUGCAUCCAUGGACACUUUUUUUAACACAGACUUAGCCUUAAUGUGUUAUUAUUUUCUUAUUUGAAAGCAAAACUAUUUCUAACCAUAAUGGUACAAUUACACAAGAAAUCAUUGCAUUUCAACUGACAGUGACAGAAAAUUAGUUGAUGCAUUUUGAAUAUGAAUUCAAACUAAUAAACAUAAUUUCAUGUUUGUUUGAAACUUUGUGAUGGUGUGAAAACGUAUUUAUUACUGACUGGAAUCCCCAGGAUGUUUGAGUGGGUUGUAAUAAAUUGAACUUGGCUAAUA
Messenger RNA from Notolabrus celidotus (New Zealand spotty), 5930 nucleotides. RefSeq names its product ciliary neurotrophic factor (gene cntf). NCBI's taxonomy places the organism in Eukaryota, Metazoa, Chordata, Actinopteri, Labriformes, Labridae. Gene Ontology annotation, molecular function: ciliary neurotrophic factor receptor binding. The coding region runs from base 382 to 1002 and encodes 206 amino acids. The record is from RefSeq and is a predicted model, not a curated record. The transcript is spliced from 3 exons. Gene Ontology annotation, biological process: ciliary neurotrophic factor-mediated signaling pathway; negative regulation of neuron apoptotic process.